AUGGGUAAGUCACCUCUGCAGAUGGCGGACAGGGUUCUCUUGACUCUUGAGGCUCGAUUCGGUCAAGUCGAGCUGUACCCAGAAAACCUGCUUGGCGUCAAGGAAGGAUCUCAGAGGAGAUUUGUUCCGUUUCUCCAUUCGUCCUCGCCGUUCUCGCCGUUCUCGCCGUUCUCGCUAUCCUCGGUCAGGCUUCGGUGUGCGAAAGCCGCAACGUCCAGCAUCUUUAUUGGUUACUGGCUUUUCAACUCCGAUCUCCGGAAUCGCACACCGAGGAGAGGAGGCGGUGGAGUGCAGCAAUCCUCUCACACCCAUCACACCCCCUACCAACAAUCCAUCCACGACGUCCUUCAUCAUCAACCUCACCAGAUCGACCCCGGGAACGAGUAUUGCCUUCAGACCAAGGCAGCACCAGCACUAGAACUGCAUGACUAUCUGCCACGCCAAUUGGCUGUUGGGCCAAAGACGGUAGCCCAAGCCGCACAUCCUGCAUGGAGAGAACUCGACGGCAACCCGACCUGCAGCUCAAGCCUCAGAGGAUCCAGAGCUCUUGAGUCUUCCCGCCCCCUAAGAGCCCUACAUAAAGACGACAAAGGACACUCGCACCCCUCCCAUCAGCGGACGACGGUACGAUCAUCGCUCGCAUCUUGGCCGAAUUUAUCAUCCGCCGCUCGUUCAAUGGCCGGGCCCAAUCCCCCCACUGAUGUCGAGUCCCGGUCCCAUUCCCGGCCCGCCGACCAUGCCACCCCAUCCGUCGAAACCCCGCCGUCGGAAAUGGAAAUCGACAUUGAGAAGCUCGGCAGACAACGUCCCGCCGUAUUCAAGACCAUGUGGGCUGAACUCGGUUUCAUCGUGUCCCUUUUAGGGUCCAUGCUCAUGGCCGAAUUCUUCGUCUCCGGCUUCCACGUCAUCCUCCCCCCCCUGGCCAUCGAGCUCUCCAUCCCCGAAGCCUCCCAAACCUGGCCCGCCAGCGUCUUCGCCCUCGUCGCCGGCUCCUUCCUCCUCCCCUUCGGCCGCCUCGCCGACAUGUACGGCGGCUACGCCGUCUUCAACGCCGGCCUCCUCUGGUUCUGCCUCUGGUGCCUCGUCGCCGGGUUCAGCCGCAACUACGUCAUGCUCAUCGCCUGCCGCGCCCUCCAAGGCCUCGCCGCCGCCGCCUUCCUCCCCGCCGGCAUCAUGCUGCUUGCCCAAACCUACCGCCCCGGUCCGCGCAAGAACGUCUUCUUCGCCCUCUACGGCGCUUCCGCCCCGCUCGGCUUCUUCCUCGGCAUCCUGUUUGGUGGUAUCACCGGCGAGUUCCUCGACUGGCGGUGGUACUUUUGGCUGGGCUGCAUCAUCCUCGCUGUCGUAUGCGCUGUCGCCUUGCUCUCCGUCCCCAACGACUGGCGCCCCGCCCCGCCGCCUGGUGGUGGUGGUGCCGGUACUGCUGCUGCUGCUGCUGCUGCUGCUGCCCCCCUGACCAUGGACUGGGCCGGCUUCGCCACCAUCGUGCCCGGGCUGGUCCUCGUCGUCUACGCCUUCACCGACAGCUCGCAGGCCCCGAACGGCUGGGCGAGCUCGCAGACCAUCGUGCCCCUCGUCCUCGGCCUGUGCCUCCUCGCCGCCGCCUUCUGGGUCGAGCGCCGCUACGCCGUCCAACCUUUGGUCCCCGCCGAGAUCUUCGCCCCGCGCCACAUGAAGCGGCUCGUCGCCGCCCUGUUCUGCGGCUACGGCACCUUCGGCGUCUUCCUGCUCUACUCGACCUUCUACAUCGAGUUGGUGCUGCACAUGUCCCCCCUGCUGACGGCCGUGUGGUACGUCCCCCUCAUUGUGGGCGGGCUCGUCAUCGCCUGCCUGGGCGGGUUCACCCUCCACCUCCUCCCGGGACGCGUCCUCCUCGUUCUCGCGGGGCUGGGGAACGUGGGGUCCGUGGUCCUCUUCGCCCUGAUGCCCGAGGACCCGAACUACUGGGCUUGGGUCUUCCCUGCCAUGGUCUGCUCCACCGUCGGUAUCGACAUCACCUUCACGGUCACCAACGUCUUUAUCACUACCAACCUCCCCGCGCGGUGGCAGGGGCUCGCGGGCGCGCUGAUCAACAGCACUUUGUUCCUGGGCAUCAGCUUCUUCCUGGGCUUGGCGGAGGUGGCCGUCGGUCAGACGUCGCACUUGGGCCUGCGCGAGAAUUACCAGGUGGCCUUUUGGUUUGCCACGGGCAUCGCUGGGGUUGCCUUGCUCCUCUUUGUGUUUAUCGAUCCCGGACAGGCGAAGAGCCAGCUGACGGUGGAGGAGAGGGCGAGAUUAGAAGGGGCGGCGGGGAGAAUUGACCCGGGCGAUGAGAAGACGAAUGAGGGGGUGGAUGCAGGAAAGUAAACGAAAGGAAGAAGGGAAGACGGGAAGACGGGAAAAAAAAAGACAAGGGCAUCGUCAGGGGCGGAUUUAACAUGAGGCCACAAUAGGCAACAAACCAUAGACAGGCCAUCGGUCAAGGGUGUGAUACAGGAGAUAUAGAGCAUACAGGACUCGACCUAGACUCAAAUUUAAUAGAAAUUAUACCAACAG
This is a messenger RNA of Sodiomyces alkalinus F11, 2535 nucleotides long. RefSeq names its product MFS general substrate transporter. Gene Ontology annotation, molecular function: transmembrane transporter activity. Gene Ontology annotation, cellular component: membrane. The record is from RefSeq and is a predicted model, not a curated record. Gene Ontology annotation, biological process: transmembrane transport. Lineage: Eukaryota; Fungi; Ascomycota; Sordariomycetes; Glomerellales; Plectosphaerellaceae. The transcript is spliced from 8 exons. The coding region runs from base 1 to 2346 and encodes 781 amino acids.